CUCCUGGGUUCUGGUCACGAGCUUCUAGCAGGUGCUUCCUCCCAGCACACUUCCACGGGACCAAGGCAGAGCCACAAAGGCUGCCGUCUCACCAUUCUGCAGGGAGGAGAGUGUUUCCCAGCCGGCAAGGGCCCCAGGAGCAGUGGCUGUGGGAAGCAGACUGCUGCAGGUCACAAGCCAUGGCCUGGACUUCUGUCCUGAUCAUGCUGCUGGCCCACCUCACAGGUGGUGGCUCUCAGCCCGUGUUGCAUCAACCUCCAUCUGCCUCUUCCUCGCUUGGAACCACCAUUCGUCUCACCUGCGCCCUGAGCAGCAACUAUAGCAUCGACAUUUACAGCAUUUACUGGUACCAGAUGAGGCCAGGUCACCCUCCCAGGUUCCUGCUGGGACAUUUCUCACACUCAGACAAGCCCCUGGGUCACAAGAUACCGGCUCGCUUCUCCGGUUCCAAAGACGUGGCCAGGAACCUGGGGUAUCUGAGCAUCUCUGAACUGCAGCCUGAGGACGAGGCUGUAUAUUACUGCGCCAUGGGGCCCCGGAGCCAGGAAAGGGAGAAGUGGAUGGAAAGGGAGAGAGAAGGAGAAAAGUAGUUCUAGAUUCGGGAUCCCAGCCUCUAGAGACAUUCAGACCCUGAACUUUAGGUGCAGUUUGCUUUGCUCGGCUAGGCUGGUAGAGGGAGGAGGGGUAGAGCAUGGGGCUUCGCAGAGCCAAGGAG
This is a messenger RNA of Microtus oregoni (creeping vole), 715 nucleotides long. It is a transcript of the gene Vpreb1, whose product is annotated as V-set pre-B cell surrogate light chain 1. The record is from RefSeq and is a predicted model, not a curated record. Bases 180 to 590 code for a protein of 136 amino acids. NCBI's taxonomy places the organism in Eukaryota, Metazoa, Chordata, Mammalia, Rodentia, Cricetidae. The transcript has 3 exons. Gene Ontology annotation, biological process: immune response; immunoglobulin production.